Molecule: messenger RNA, 5514 nt
Organism: Gasterosteus aculeatus aculeatus (three-spined stickleback)
Lineage: Eukaryota; Metazoa; Chordata; Actinopteri; Perciformes; Gasterosteidae
Source: RefSeq, a predicted model, not a curated record
GGCGGGCGGGUAACGGUGGAACCGGACGAGCAGCCGAGUGGGACACUUGUUGUUACAGUUUGAAUUGAAAGACGGGGAGAAGUGACUCCAGCUUCAUUCACCGCGGGGGGACGGAGACACGGAGACAACAUGGCGGACUGCUGCGCGCGCUAUGAGCGCCUCACAGCAGAGCAGAUGGAUGAGCAGAGGGUCCAGAAUGUGGCCUAUCAGUACCUGUGCAGGCUGGAGGAGGCUAAGAGGUGGAUGGAGGCGUGUCUGGGGGCGGAGCUUCCUGCUCCUGUGGAGCUGGAGGAGACGCUGAGGAACGGAGUGGUUCUGGCUAAGCUGGGUCAUCGCUUCGCCCCGAAGGCCGUCAGCCUAAAGAAGAUCUACGACCCGGAUCAGCUCCGGUACCAGGCUGUGGGUCUUCAGUUCCGUCACACUGACAACAUCAACCACUGGAGGAUCGCCAUGACGACACUCGGCCUGCCAGCGAUCUUUCAUCCAGAAACGACGGACGUGUACGACAAGAAGAACAUGCCGAGAGCAGUUUACUGCAUCCACGCACUCAGCCUGUACCUGUACAGAUUGGGUCUGGCACCUCAGAUCCACGACCUCUACGGAAAGGUCAAGUUCACAGAGGAGGAGAUUGACAACAUGAAGUCUGAGUUGGACAAAUAUGGGAUCCAGAUGCCGGCCUUCAACAAGAUCGGAGGGAUUCUGGCCAAUGAGCUGUCGGAGGACGAGGCAGCAGGCCAUGCGGCGGUGAUCGCCAUCAACGAGGCGGUGGAAAAAGGUCAGGUGGAGGUCACGGCGGCGGCUCUGAGGAACCCCAACGCGCUGAUUUCAGACCUGCAGGAGGUGCUGAUGAGCUUCUACCAGGAGGUUCUGCACCAGGCCAGAGCCAGGAAGAAGGAGCAGGCAGUCAAUCUAAGGGUACAUCAGGAGCAGAAGGAGAUCUACGAGGAGUUUCUGACUCGGAGAGAAAUCCAGGAAAACAUCAACAUGGUCAACGUGCGCUCCGCGGUGGAGCAGGUGGAUGAGGCGUUGGACUCUGCAGAUGAACGGGCUCUGCUCGCCGCUCUGCAGCGGCCAUGUUUGGCCCUGAGGGGCCUCCGCACUGAUAACGGGCCCUGGUACCUGGACCAGCUGUCAGCAGACCGCCAGCAGAACGCCCAGAAAGACGGCUGUGUGGAUCCUCUGGAGCCUAAUGAGCUGCAGGAGGGUGUGACUGUCGCCAACCAGGACGCCCAGAGGGCCCGAACCAUACAUGCAGCGGUGCAGAGUGUUAACGCCUCGCUGCGUCUCAGUGACCCCCGGCACACUGUCAGCUGCUUGAUGACCUCUGACCUCGAGCUUCCUGAAGUGUUUCCAUCGGCUGCGAGUCUCUAUCACAGAGAGCUGCAGCUGCUGCAGAGACAGAGCGCCCAGGGGGAGCUGCAGCAGGAGGAGCUGUUUGUUGCUGUGGAGAUGCUGUCGGCCGUCGCUCUCAUCAAUCAGGCGGUGGAGGCGGGACAUCUGCAGCGGUUUGGCUGUUCAUUGGUCAGUCCGUCAGCAGGACUCUCUGAUGUGGACCCCUCGCUGAUGGACAGGUACUUUGAGCACCUGGUUAGUGUGAAGCAGCAGGUGAGCAGAGAUCUGCUGACCUGGAAUCAGCUGCAGGAAGGAAUCCACUCGGUCAACAACUCUGUGCAGGACGAACACCAACAGCUGCUGACUGUGGGUCUGGUUAACAAGGCGCUGGUUAGAGGAGACGCUCAGAAGCUGCUGUCCGCGCUGCUGCUGCCCUCCUGUGGUGUGGAGGAGGUCUUACCUUCGAACGCCUGCAGAUACCUGACACUGCUGACCAGCGCGCGGCAGCACAAAGCGCAGGUGAGCAGAGACCCAGGAGCUGAGCUGUGGUUGGCUGAUAUCCAGGAGGCAGUGAGGAGAGCCAAUCAGCAGAGUCAGAGAACUCUGAAGAUGUGUCUCGCACUAGCUGCAGUGAACCAGGCGGUGAAGGAGAACAAGGUGAACCAGACUCUGCGGGUCCUGAGCCUCCCUGAGGUCGGCCUGCAGGCCGUGGUUCCUUCCUGCGCUGCAGACUACCAGAGAGAGCUGUACAGUCUGAUGAGGGCCAGGACACUGUCAGGAGACAACAGAAGUCCGUGGGUUCGAGUCCAGCUGGAUGACGGCUUGUUCUUCUUCCUGCACCUGAGCCGCUUGGAGGGAAGCUGGGAGGAACCCAGCGGCUUUGUGAACAACAGCGUGUUCCUGGACCGCCACCAGAUACAGGAAGUCGUCCGCAGCGUCUCUAACUCGCACGCCCGCAGCGGCCUCUGGAGGAGCAGAGACGCCCUCGUCACCCGCCUGCAGGCGCUCAGUCGAGGCUUCCUGCUCAGGAGGAAGCUGGACGCCCGACGACGUUUCCUCAGCAGUCAGACGCCUGCUGUCAUCACCAUCCAGUCCCACUGGAGGAGGUUUGUCCAGCGGGAGGCCUACAAGCACCGGCUGCAGUUUCUUUAUAGAAACUGGAGAUCCGUUGUCAAGAUCCAGUCCUUCGUGAAGAUGUGGUCGGCAAGGAGGAAGUAUCAAGCUCGCCUGAGUUUCUUAAGACGUCACGUGGGGGCUGUGGUGAAGAUCCAGGCCUUCUUCAGAGCCAACAGAGCACGCGAAGAGUACAGGAUGCUGGUGCACUCGGCCACGCCCCCCCUAUCCGUGGUCAGGAAGUUUGUUCACCUGCUCGACCUGGGCGACGUUGACAUCAGAGAGGAGGCGGAGCAACUGCGCCUGAGGGAGGAGGUGGUGAGGAGCAUCCGCUUCAACCACCAGCUGGAGGCGGACCUGGACGUGAUGGACCUGAAGAUCGGCCUCCUGGUCCGGAACAGAGCCACGCUGCAGGAAGUGGUGUCUCAUUGUAAGAAGCUGACCAAGAAGAACAAGGAGCAGCUGUCAGACAUGAUGGACCUGGAGAGAAGUAAAGGACUGAAGGCUCUCAGCAAAGAGAGGAGGGGCCAACUGGAGGCCUACCAGCACCUGUUCUACCUGCUGCAGACCCAGCCCCUGUACCUGGCCCAGCUGAUCUUCCUGAUGCCUCAGAGCCGCUCCACCUCCUUCAUGGAGAUGCUGGUCUUCAGUCUGUUCAACUACGGCUCUGACAGCAGAGAGGCCUUCCUGCUGCUGCAGCUCUUCACCCAGAGCCUGAGACACGAGAUCAGCCUGAAGGUGGAGCGGCCUCAGGACGUGGUCACAGGGAACCCCCCCGUCAUCCGCAUGCUGGUGAACUUCUACCGACACGCCCGCGGUCAGAACAGCCUACGGGAGACUCUGGGUCCGGCACUGAAGGGGGUCCUGCUGGACCGGACCCUCUGCAUCAGGACCGACCCGGUGGAGGUCUACAAGACCUGGAUCAACCAGACCGAGACCCAGACGGGACACAAGAGCUCUCUGCCCUACGAGGUCUCACCUGCCGACGCCCUGAGUCACCCUGAGGUGCAGAGACGCAUCGAUGUCGCCAUCGUCAACCUGAAGAACCUAACGGACCGAGUCCUCCAGGCCAUCAUCUCCAACCUCCACCAGCUACCCUACGGGCUGCGUUACACAGCGAAGGUUCUCAGAGACGCGCUGAGGGAAAAGUUCCCAGAAGCCAGCGAGGACGAGCUCUACAAGAUUGUUGGUAACCUGGUCUACUACCGCUACAUGAACCCGGCCAUCGUGGCCCCGGACGGGUUCGACGUUGUGGAUCGCUCCGCCGGCUCGGCCCUGCAGCCGGAGCAGCGCCACAUCCUGGGCUCGGUGGCCCGCACGCUGCAGCACGCCGCCGCCAACAAGCACUUCCACGGAGACGGGUACCACGUGAGGGCUCUGAACCAGUACAUCAGCCAGACCCACCGCAGGUUCAGGAACUUCCUGUUGAGCGUUUGUGAUGUUCCGGAACCAGAGGAGCGGUUCAACAUGGACGAAUACUCUGAGCUUCUGAUCCUCAACAAACCUGUCGUCUACAUCUCCAUCAGCGAGCUGAUCAACACCCACCAGCUGUUGCUGGACCACCAGGAGGUUUUGUGUCCGGACCCCUCAGACCCCCUCAGACUGCUCCUGAAAGACCUGGGAUCCGUUCCCACCCUGCAGGACCUCAUUGGUGAGUCUCCUCUAGCUGAUCCAGGAUCAGAGUCCGGUCUGUCUCAGAGCAGCAAGAUGGAGGUUUCUCUGACUCUCACCAACAAGUUUGACAUCUUCAACGAGUCCAACGACAAACCAGACGCCAGAGGACUGCUGCUCAGCACGAAGCAGCUGAUCAUCGAUGUCAUCAGGACUCAGUCAGGUGACUCUCUGGGUGACAUCCUGAGAGGAUCUGUGUCACAUGACCAGGAAGCCUGCCACGAUUGGCUGGUCCAGCGGCGAGCUCAGCAGGACGCUCGCACCCCAGAGAAGAUGAAGAGGAACCAGUCGCUGGUCGCUAACGGCAACCUGAGUUUGGAGGAGAAGAAGAGGAGGAUCCUGAGGUGCCUCCGUCGCCUGGAGGGACUCGGGGUCCUGAGGCCGCCAAAAGCUGAAGACCAGAUCCUUCGGAUGAUCGCCAAGGACAUCCGUCAGCAGCGUCUACACCGCCAGCGUCGGGGGGCGGAGCUACAGAAGCUCCGCCAGACACUCGGCAGCCUGCAGGCGAAGAGCAGCUUCCACAGCGAACAGGUGGACUACUACAGGGAUUACAUCACUUCCUGUCUGGACAACCUGACCACCAACAGUAAAUCAACCAACAAGAAGACGGCAGAGAGCAAAGGGAAGAAGAAGAUUCUUGUUCUGAGCUACAGCGCCGCCCGGCUGCAGGAGAAGGGAGUGCUGCUGGAGAUAGAGGAGCUCCCAUCUACACAGUUUAAGAACGUCGUGUUCGACAUCAUGGCCGCUUCUCAGAAAGGAAGCUUCAGCAUCAAAGCUCGAUUCCUGGGAGUCCAGAUGGAAGACGUCCUCCUCAAGUACCAGGACCUGCUCCAGCUGCAGUAUGAAGGCGUUGCAGUGAUGAAGAUGUUUGACAAAGCGAAGGUCAAUGUUAACCUGCUCAUCUUCCUCCUCAACAAGAAGUUCUUCAAGAAAUGAACAGGUGUGUGUGUGUGUGUGUGUGUGUGUGUGCGCCUUCUUUACACUGCCAUGUCAUUUACAGAAUGAAGUCGUUUGUUUUUUUAAACUAAUAAUCAUUUUUGACACUUAUUGCCAAAGCUCAGUUACAUAAUGUUACUUCACUACAGAUAAAUAAUCAUAAGACGUGUUUUUAUAUCUCCCCACACGUAGAAACAUUAUACAUACAAACUACAAAGCUUUAUUUUAAAGCAAGAUAGAUUUAUCGAACUCUGAUUGAUUUGUAGUUUUUAGUAGCACCUCCAACAGAAAAGUUUAAUUUAAAACAAAUCAGUCUGAUUGUUAACCGAUGACCGAUCAAUAACGGAUGACUGAUGGAUAACUGUAAAUACUUUCUCCCACUUUGUUUUUUUGUUUUUUUCUGAAAUUAAACUUUCAAAUGUGUUUUCAACUGUUUUUCUUCAUUAAAUAUUUGAACAUCUA